This is a messenger RNA of Prorocentrum cordatum, 1230 nucleotides long. The record is from the annotation of a GenBank genome assembly. Lineage: Eukaryota; Dinophyceae; Prorocentrales; Prorocentraceae.
GUGCAGCCAGCACGUCGGAGUGAGGAGCACUAGUGGUUCGGAGCGCGCUCGGUGCUCUUCCGUUUUUUUUCGUGCGGCCCAGCAGAGAACGUCGGCUUGCGUUGUGAGUAACAUUGCUUCGGUUCUCACUGUGUGCUCCUGAUGAUCAGAUGAUCUAACGCUGCCGUCCUCGAACGCGGCGCGCCGAUCUGAUUAUUCUUGCUGCAGUGUUCCGCACGUGCGUCCUUUUGGGCUCCAGGUCUUGCUUUGUUUCGAUUUUUUUAUUGUUGAUGUUGCGCGCCCGCGCGGGCGCGAUGGGCUGCAGUGAGGCGGAGGCGCCUGGGCUCCGGCACAUGUCCCCUCCCUCGGGCGGGACCACCGCGAGCGAGCUGCUGUCGCCGUUCCUUCCAGCGGCACGCCCGCGGCCAUCGGCUCCCGCAGGCGCGCUCCGCAGCUACUGGAGCUCCUCGGAGGAAUCCGCCGGAAGCUGCGCCGCGAGCAGCGGUUCGUCCAGCCCGCCGACGCCCUUCCGGCGCCCCGCGGCCCGCCGGAGGAACAGCCAGGUGUGCUGCAAGGCGCCGUGCGCCGAGGUGGCGUCCGCCAGCAGCGCGGCGGCCUGCGACACCGCGACGCCGCGCACGUCCACGCUGUCCGUGGCCUGGGAGGAGGAGACGGCCUCGGCGCCGUGCGCGCCCAGCGACGCGGGCUGGCCGUGCGCGGUGGCGUGGGCGCCCGAGGGCCCGCGGGGAGGCGACGCCGUCCGCGUGGCCGCCCGCGUGCGGCCGCCCUCUGCGGCCGAGGCAGACGACGACCUGUGCCUCCACUGCGGGGCGGACGGGAAAUCCUGCACGAUAAGGGUGGACAGAUCAUCUCGGAGGCGGGAGCUGACCUUUGGCUUCGACAGCGUGUUUCCGCCGGCCGCCACCCAGGAAGAAGUCUACGCUGCUGUUGCGCAGCCUAUCGUCGAUUGCGUCCUGAGUGGCUUCGACGGAGCCAUCCUCGCCUACGGCCCAACAGGCUCGGGCAAGACCCACACGAUGCUGGGCCCCCGGGCGCUCCUGCUUCCAAGGUGUCGGCGCAGCUGCGGGCCCCGCGGACUUCGGCAUCGUGCCCAGGGCCCUGCAGGAGCUGCUCGGCGCCGCCACGGGGCGGCGCGUGUGCGCCUCCUAUGUGGGGCGAGCUCUCGCCCAGCACGAGGCAAUGGCCCUCGUCACCGCCGCGCGAGCGCGUCCAGCUGCGACGCUGACCUCC